AUGUCAUUUCCUGCCCAACAGUCCUCUCUGCUCAGCUCCAAACACAAAGCAGAGGACAGCGGGCACAUGGGCAAACAUCACACCUACUUAAUAACAGGCCCUUGUCAAACUGGCCUGGUCUUUACCUACUCAGGCCUCUUCUGUGUGACGAUCAACCCAUACAAAUGGCUGCCCAUCUAUGGCGCCAAAGUGGCCCAGGUAUACAAGGGGAAGAAACGCAACGAAGUUCCUCCUCACCUCUUCUCCAUCUCUGACAACGCCUACCACGACAUGCUGAUGGAGCAUGAGAACCAGUCUAUGCUGAUCACUGGAGAAUCUGGUGCUGGCAAGACUGAAAACACUAAGAAGGUCAUCCAGUACUUUGCCAAUGUUGGAGCAUCUGGAAGCAAAGCUUCCGACUCCAAGGGCUCUCUGGAAGACCAGAUCAUCCAGGCUAACCCAGUGCUGGAGGCAUUUGGCAACGCCAAGACCAUCAGGAACAACAACUCCUCACGCUUUGGAAAGUUCAUCCGCAUCCACUUUGGGCCGACAGCUAAGCUGGCUGGUGCUGACAUUGAGUCUUAUCUGCUGGAGAAGUCAAGAGUGAUUUCCCAGCAGGCUGCUGAGAGAGGAUACCACAUCUUCUACCAACUCCUGUCCGGAAGGAAGCCAGAGCUCAUUGAGGCUCUGCUGCUGAGUCCAGACCCCAAACAGUAUGUGUGGGUGUGUCAGGGAGUCACUGUGGUGGACAACAUGGAUGAUGGGGAGGAACUGCUGCUCACUGAUGAAGCCUUUGAUGUCCUGGGCUUCACUCCUGAGGAGAAGAUGAGCGUGUACAAGCUGACUGGAGGCAUAAUGCACUUCGGCAACAUGAAGUUCAAACAGAAAGCCAGAGAGGAACAGGCUGAUGUGGAUUCCGCUGAGGUGGCUGACAAAGUCGCCCAUCUCAUGGCUAUCAGCUCUGGGGAGCUGCAGAAGGGCAUAACGCGGCCCCGGGUCAAGGUUGGAAAUGAGUUUGUGACCAAAGGUCAGAACCAGGACCAGUGUGUGUAUUCCAUCGGCGCCCUGGCAAAGGCCAUCUACGACCGCAUGUUCAAGUGGAUGGUGACCCGCAUCAAUAGGACCCUGGACACCAAGAUGCAGCGGCAGUACUUCAUAGGAGUGCUGGACAUUGCUGGGUUUGAGAUCUUUGAGCACAAUAGCUUUGAGCAGCUGUGCAUCAACUUCACCAAUGAGAAGCUGCAGCAGUUCUUCAACCACCACAUGUUUGUGCUGGAACAAGAAGAGUACAAGAAGGAGGGCAUCGACUGGGUCUUCAUCGACUUCGGCCUGGACCUGCAGGCCUGCAUCGACCUGCUGGAGAGGCCAAUGGGAGUUUUCUCCAUCCUGGAGGAACAGUGUGUGUUUCCAAAGGCGACAGACGUGACCUUCAAAACAGCUCUGUAUGACAACCACCUAGGCAAGUCCUCCAACUUCCUCAAGCCGAAAGGGGGGAAGAAAGGACCCGAGGCCCACUUUGAACUGGUGCACUAUGCCGGCACUGUGGGCUACAACAUUGCUGGCUGGCUGGAGAAGAACAAAGACCCUCUGAAUGAGACAGUGGUGGGACUCUUCCAGAAGUCCUCCAUGCCUCUGCUGGCUGUGCUCUUCAAAGAGGAGGAGGCCGCUGCAGGGACCAAGAAACAGAAGAAAGGGUCCUCCUUUCAAACUGUCUCCAACUUCUACAGGGAACAACUGAACAAGCUAAUGAGCACCCUGCGAAGCACUGCUCCCCACUUCGUCCGCUGCAUCGUGCCUAAUGAGUUCAAGAAGUCAGGUGUGACAGAUAACCAUCUGAUCCUGCACCAGUUGGCCUGUAACGGUGUGCUGGAGGGCAUCCGUAUCUGCAGGAAAGGAUUCCCCAACAGACUACAGUACCCAGAAUUCAAACAAAGGUACUAUAUCCUCAACCCCAGCGUCAUCCCUAAGGGAUUUGUUGACAACAAGAAGGCCUCUGAGCUCCUCCUGAGUUCAGUUAGCUUGGAUAAUAUGGAGUAUCGCAUCGGCCACACCAAGGUGUUUUUCCGUGCAGGUGUCCUGGCGAAGCUGGAGGACAUGCGUGACGAGCGGCUGGCAAAGAUCAUCACCAUGCUGCAGGCUCAACUCAGAGGAACUCUAAUGAGGAUCGAGUUUAAGAAGAUGGUGGACAGACGAAUUGCAUUGAUGGCCAUCCAGCGCAACGUGAGGAAGUUCCUUCAGUUACGCUUCUGGGGCUGGUGGAAACUCUACAAUAAGGUGAAGCCCCUGCUGAUGGUCGCCCGUCAGGAGGAGACCUUCAAGGCUAAGGAAGAGGAGCUGAGGGCGGCAGUGGAGAAAGUUAAGGAGCUGGAGGGCAAAAUCAAAGAUCUGGAGGGGAAGACGGUCACUCUGUCACAGGAGAAGAACGACCUCGCCCUGGCGCUGGCUGCAGAGCAGGACACCCUGGGUGAUGCUGAGGAGCGCUGCACCCAGCUGAUGCACCAAAAGGUCCAGCUGGAAGAGUCAGUGCAGGAUCUGCGUGAGCGCCUGGAGGAAGAAGAAGGCAACGCAGCCUCCCUCCAUGGUCAGAGGAGGCAGCUAGAGGGCGAACUGACUGAGCUGAAAAGAGACCUGGAGUCUUUGGAGUCCACAAUGGCUCGGACUGAGAAGGAGAAACAGGGUCUGGACUUUAGGGUGCGAACUCUGACAGGUGACCUGAGCCAGCGAGACGACCAGAUCGGCAGGCUGCAGAAGGAAAAGAGAGCUCUGGAAGAACUACAACAGAAAACUCUGGACGAUCUCCAAACAGAAGAAGACAAAGUUAUCCAUCUGACCAAGACCAACAGCAAGCUCAACAGCCAAGUGAAUGAGCUGGAGGACAGCUGGGAGCAGGAGAAGAGGAUCAGGGCAGAGGUGGAGAAAGCGAGGAGGAAGGCGGAGGGAGACCUGAAGAUGACCAUAGAGAACCUGAAUGAGAUGGAGAACGCUAAGCUCGACCUGGAAGAGGUCAUCAAGAAGAGAGACUUUGAGAUCAACAACAUGAACUCGAAGCUGGAGGACGAACAGGCUCUCAGUUCCAUGCUUAGCCGCAAACUCAAAGAGCACCAGGCCCGUAUUGAGGAGCUGGAGGAGGAGAUUGAAGCUGAACGAGCCAUGAGAGCCAAGGUGGAGAAGCAGAGGGGAGAGCUAUCACGAGAUCUAGAGGACCUCAGUGAUAGGCUGGAAGAGGCGGGAGGAGCCACCGUCGCCCAGAUUGAGCAGAACAGGAAGCGGGAGACAGACCUGCUGAAGCUGAGACGGGAGCUGGAGGAGGCAGCACUCCAAUCAGAGGCCACGGCGGCUGCCAUGAGGAAGAAGCACUCGGAUGCGAUGGCAGAGCUAGGCGAGCAGCUGGAGAACCUGACCAGGCUAAAAGUGAAACUGGAGAAGGACAAACAGAGCAUGAAGGCAGAGAUCGAAGACCUCAACGUCACUGUGGAAGUCACUCAGAAAGCAAGGAUGAACUCUGAGGCCCACGCUCAUAAGCUGGAGGACAACCUGGCAGAGGCCAACGCCCGCCUGGCUGAGAUGGAACGCACUCAGACUGAGCUCAGCACCGCCAAAAUCCAUCUGACCGCGGAGAACAACGACCUGAACAGGGAGCUGGAGGACGUGCAGAGUAAGCUGAACCAGGUGACUAGGCUGAAGGCCACCCUCACCUUACAGAUCGACGAACUCAAGCGACAGGUGGACGAGGAGAACAAGGGUCGUAACACAGCGGUGGUGGCCCUGGCCAACGCCCGUCAUGACCUCUCCCUGCUUAAAGAGCAGCUUGAGGAGGAGUCAGAGGCCCGCGGGGAGCUGCAGCGCCUCGUGUCCAAGCUCAACGCCGACGUCACCACCUGGAGGAGCAAGUAUGAGACGGACGCCAUCCACCGCACUGAGGAGCUGGAGGAGACCAAGCGCAAACUUGCAGUGCGUCUCCAGGAGGCUGAGGAGGCAGCGGAGUCGGCUCAAGCCAGAGCGGCCAGCUUGGAGAAGGUCAAGCAGAGACUUCAGGGAGAGGUGGAGGACCUCACCAUAGACCUGGAAAGGUCCACUGCAGCAGCGGCAGCUCUGGACAAAAAACAGCGAGUUUUCGACAAACUGGCGGCUGAGUGGAGCCAGAAGAACGAGGAGCUGCAACUGGAACUGGACAACAGCCAGAAGGAGAGCCGCUCCUACAUGACUGAGCUCUACAAGCUGAAGACGGUCUACGAGGAGAGCCAGGAUCAGAUAGAAACUGUCCGCAAGGAAAACAAAACCCUCACAGAGGAGAUCAAGGAAUUGGUGGACCAGCUUGGAGAAGGAGGCCGCAGCGUCCACGAGCUGCAGAAGGCGAAGAAAAAACUGGAGGUGGAGAAGGAGGAACUGCAGCUGGCUCUGGAGGAGGCAGAAGCUUCACUGGAGGUGGAGGAAGGUAAGCUGGUACGUGUACAGCUGGAGCUCGCUCAGGUCAAGGCCGACAUCGACCGCAGAAUCCACGAGAAAGAGGAGGAGUUUGAAGUCACCAGAAAGAACCAUGCGCGUGCAGUGGAGUCAUUGCAGGCCAGUCUGGAAGCAGAGGCCAAAGGUCGUGCUGAGGCUCUGAGGAUGAAGAAGAAGAUGGAGGGAGACCUGAAUGAAAUGGAGAUUCAGCUUGAGCAUGCCAACAGGAACAAUGCUGAGUUGGUCAAAACCCUCAAGAAGCUGCAGCAGCAGAUCAAAGAUCUGCAGGUGCAGAUGGACGAGGACGCCCGCCAGCACGAUGAGCUGCGGGAGAAGUACAGCCUCCAGGAGCGGCGUCUGUGCUUGAUGCAGGCAGAGAUGGAGGAGCUGAGAGGAGGCCUGGAAGCAUCUGAGAGGGCCCGCAAACAAAUUGAGCAGGAGUUGGUGGACACAACAGAGAGGUUCAGUGAGAUCAGCAUGCAGAACCAGAGUCUGACAAUCCUGAAGAGAAAACUGGAGGCCGACCUUGCCCGACUGUCCAGUGAGAAUGAAGAGCUGAUCUCAGAGUUUCGCUCUGCUGACGAGAGAGCCAAGAAGGCUGUGACUGAUGCAACUCGACUGUGUGAGGAACUUCGGCAGGAGCAAGACCGGAGCUCUCACCUGGAGAAGAUCAAGAAGAACCAGGAGCAGAACCUAAGAGAGCUGACACUGAGGCUGGAGGAGGCUGAGCAACAGGGUCUGAAGGCCGGUAAACGCACCAUCCAGAAACUGGAAACCAGGAUCAGGGAGGUGGAGAAUGAGCUGGACCAGGAGCAGAAGCGCCACAUGGAGACGGUGAAAAACCUCCGUAAGGGAGAGCGUCGACUCAAGGAACUGAUCUUCCAGACGGAGGAGGACCACAAGACCAAUCAGCGCAUGCAGGAGCUGGUGGAGAAACUCCAGAACAAGCUCAAGUCCUACAAACGGCAGAUAGAGGACGCUGAGGAGCAGGCCAACAGCAGCCUGUCUAAAUACAGAAAGACGAUCCAUGAACUGGACGAUGCUGAGGAGCGUGCGGAGGUGGCAGAGAUGACAUUAAAUAAAAUGAGGAUGAGGAACCGAGCCUCCGCCAAAAAGGGCUUCACUUCGGUGGAGAUCGUCCAGGUCAACAAGCCUACCAGUGGAGGUCAGGACGAGUAGAGGGGGAGCGAGACACACACACACAGCUAGCAGAGUGACACACACCCAUUCAGCCCUCCAGAGAACGCUUGACUGAGGAAGUAUGAGCUCAGACACCCUGGGGAAAGUCUUAAAAAGGCCCAGACAGCUCCUGAUAGAAAGUCUUAAAUAAUGAAUUGAGUCUUUAACAUCACCAAUAGUCUUAAUCUAUAUAGUCUUAGUAUUGGUCACCUGUACUAGUCGAUUUGAUCCUGCACGCUAAGUAUGUUUUACUGUCUUUGUGCCUUGAAUGUACCAUUUGUGUCUGUAGUCUUCAAGUGCUUUGGAUUCUACAAUGUUUAUUAGUAUAUGUAAGAGAGUUUAAUGUGUGUAUGUGUGUGGGUGUCUGUGCCUUGCAUGAUCUCAGUUGGUGUCCUUACACUGGCGGGAGGGGGUGGGUGAGGCUGUGCUCUCACGUCAACGAUAGAGAGCCCACCUGUGUGUGUCGCUCCUGCAUGGAAAGUGUGUAGUGCCCUGCAAAGUUUUAAUAAACUACAAGCAAAUGAGCAGAGUUCUGUGGCUUAUUCAGAGGAAAAGGGGCUGGGGAGGGUCACACUUAAUGAAGCACACAUCCUGCAACAAUACAUGUAGUGUUUUGGAGUCUUUAGUUUUAACUGUGUAUGGACAAGACUGCA
Messenger RNA from Morone saxatilis (striped sea-bass), 6254 nucleotides. Its product is annotated as myosin-16-like. NCBI's taxonomy places the organism in Eukaryota, Metazoa, Chordata, Actinopteri, Moronidae. Gene Ontology annotation, cellular component: myosin complex. Gene Ontology annotation, molecular function: ATP binding; cytoskeletal motor activity; protein binding. The transcript is spliced from 44 exons. The record is from RefSeq and is a predicted model, not a curated record. The coding region runs from base 1 to 5601 and encodes 1866 amino acids.